Messenger RNA from Dipodomys ordii (Ord's kangaroo rat), 1438 nucleotides. RefSeq names its product glycine N-acyltransferase-like protein. The transcript is spliced from 7 exons. Gene Ontology annotation, molecular function: glycine N-acyltransferase activity. Gene Ontology annotation, cellular component: mitochondrion. The coding region runs from base 60 to 1103 and encodes 347 amino acids. Lineage: Eukaryota; Metazoa; Chordata; Mammalia; Rodentia; Heteromyidae. The record is from RefSeq and is a predicted model, not a curated record.
AGGACUCUGCGUGCUUGGCGCUGCAUGAAGGCAUCGAGGCUGGGUAAAUAUUGCAUGGCAUGGACCCUAGGAAACUGCUGGGUGAAAGAAGACGCGAAGAGAGGAACAGGGUGAGAGAAAGCCUUCCUGCAGUCGCCACGGAAGUGCCCUCUGGCAUCACCCACUUGAACCACAGCCUGACUUCCGGCUUUUUGCUGGCUGAGAUACUUGCCAAGAUGUUCCCUUUGCAAGGCCCACAGGCGCUGCAGAGGCUAGAGAAAUCCCUAAGGAAGAGCCUCCCUGAGUCCUUGAAGGUGUAUAGUACCAUCUUCCUCAUGAACCAGGGAAACCCAUUCAAGUUAAAGGCCCUGGUGGACAAGUGGCCUGAUUACAAUACCGUGGUUGUUCGUCCUCAGGAGCAGGAGAUGAGAGACUACCUUGAUAAUUUCACCAACACCUACCAAAUCUACUCCAAGGAGCCCAAGAGUUGUCAUGAGUUCCUUGGUACAUCAGAUGUCAUCAACUGGAAACAACAUUUGCAGAUUCAAAGUUCACAGUCCAGCCUGGAGGAAGUGAUACAAAGUCUUGCAGUUGCUAAUUUGUCCAGGGUGAAGAAAACACAACGCCUACUCUACAUGAUGCCUAAGACGGCACAGCGGCUGCUGCCAUUCCUGGUGACCACUAAGAAUUCCUGUGGUAACUCAGGCAGACCCAAGACCAUUAACAAAAAGCUGUUUAAACUUGCGUUACUGGAUGUUAGCCAUGCGGCCUUGGUGGAUCAAUUCUGGGCUUUUGGUGGCAAUGAGAGGAGCCAGAGAUUCAUCAAGCGCUGUAUCCAGACCUUCCCGUCUACCUGCGUUGUUGGACCUGAGGGCACUCCUGUGUCCUGGGCCCUGAUGGACCAGACUGGAGAGAUCCGAAUGGGUGGCACUGUGCCCAAGUACCGGGCCCAAGGCCUCAGCUCCUAUGUCCUUUAUAUCCAGGGGUGGGCUCUGGAAACACUUGGCUUCCCUGCAUAUAACAAUACAUCCAGUUCCAACAAAAUUGUGCAGAAAAUGUGUGAAACUCUGCAGCAUCUUCCCGUGCCGUGUGAUUGGAAUCAGUGGAACUGUGAGCCUCUAUGAUUGAUUGGACUCAGUGGAACUGCGGCUCUAAACACUCAAGGCUGAGUGAGGUGGGCUGUGAGGUGGCUGGUGUCUCAGAGAAGUGGACAAAGAGAGACCAAACUGUAGUGAGUAGUAUCGCACUCAUGGCUGAGUUUUUAGGAAGUAGAACAGAUGGCUAACGGGACAGCCAUGGGCCCUGAUUCAUAUUACCUCAUAUUCAGAAGACCUGGCAUUGCCAGAACUCUAUAUGCUUAGCACUUCCUUGUUCAGUUUCCUACACUUAUUGAAAAAAAAUUUUUUUGGUGCCAGUCCUGGGGCUGUCCCUGAGGAUUUUUGUGCUCAAGAUUGGCACU